ACUCUCUAUCAAUGGAUCCAUAGAAGAAUUAUUAAUAUAUAUGUUUUGCUUUAUUUCAAGGGUCGACGAAAAGAUGAUAAAGUGAAAUUUCUUGGAUGCUCUACACACAAAAACAAGACAACAAAACGUGUUUCACUGAGAAAAGUGAUGCAACACCCAACGCAAAUAUUUCUCUUACACCCAAAAAAUAACUCGAUAUUAUUGAGAUCUGUACUUGCUUAUUACAUAUACGGGUGACAUUUCUCUACAUAAGAGAACCCCAUCGCCAGUCCAAGAGCUCAACCUCUGUGUCUCUAUUAAGUUACAGAAAUGGUAUCUUUAAGUGAUAAGAAGGAAGGAAUUAUUAGUCGGAGUUGGCAGCGGCUCAAUGCCUUUCCAGGGAAAAUAAAAAAAUUAGGACAAGAUGAUUCCAGAAGGAUUACUCAUUCUCUCAAAGUGGGACUCGCCAUCACCUUGGUAUCAUUUUUCUAUUACUUUGAGCCCCUCUAUUCUGGUUUUGGUGUCUCUGCAAUGUGGGCUGUUUUGACUGUUGUUGUUGUCUUUGAAUUCUCUGUAGGAGCCACGCUUGGUAGAGGUUUAAAUCGGGGUUUGGCAACAUUUAUGGCUGGAGCUUUAGGAUUUGGUGCUCACCGUUUAGCAAGCCUAUCUGGAAACAAGGGCGAACCGAUACUCCUUGCGCUUUUUGUCUUCAUCAUCGCUGCGGCAGUGACAUUUGUAAGAUUCUUUCCUCGAAUCAAGGCGAGAUAUGAUUAUGGGCUCCUAAUUUUUAUCUUGACAUUCUGUAUGAUAACGGUUUCUGGUUACCGUGAUGAUGAGCUGCUGGAGAUGGCUCAUAAGAGAAUAUGGACCAUCCUCAUUGGUGGCUUCACAGCUGUGGCCGUAUGCAUUCUCAUUUUCCCUGUAUGGGCUGGAGAUGAUCUUCACAAUUUGGUUGCUAACAACAUUGAAAAACUUGCCAUCUUCUUAGAAGGUUUUGGACCUGAAUACUUCAAAAUAUUAGAGGAUGAAGAAGCACCCAAGAAAGUAUCAGAAGGAUAUAAAAGUUUGCUCAAUUCAAAACAAAGUGAAGAAUCCUUGGCAAACUUUGCUAGAUGGGAGCCUCGUCAUGGUAAAUUCAGGUUUCGUCAUCCGUGGAAACACUACUUGAAGAUUGCAAGCCUAACCCGGCAAUGUGCCUACAGAAUUGAAGCUCUUAAUGGCUGCCUCAACGAGGAAACGCAAACACCACAGGAAAUUCGGUACAAAAUCGAAGAGGCAAGCAUAAAACUCUGUUCGGAAUCUGUCAAUACAUUAAAAGAAUUAGCUUUGGCAGUAAGAACAAUGACUCCACCAACCUCUGCCAAUCAACACCUUAUAAGUUCCAAAAUUGCCGCCAAGAAUCUCCAAUCCAUGUUGAAUACAGGCUUGUGCAAGGAAACUGACCUCCUAGAAGUUAUACCAGUAGCUACCAUGGCUUAUCUACUAGUUGAUGUUGUUUCUUGCACUGAAAAAAUUGCAGACUCGAUUCAGGAACUAGCCUCUCUUGCUAAAUUCAAAAGUACUAAGAAACCUGAAGAAAGACAAGCUCAGCCAAAUUUAUGUCCCAAUAGAAGUAUGCAGACAAAUUCUGGCAUCAGUAUACCUGCAGCUCAACCAAAUUUAUGUUACCAGAGAAGUAUGCAGAGAAAUUCUAGCAUCAGUAUUGCACCCCAUCAUGUUAUUAAAAUUCAUCAAGAAUCUCCGUGUUUGUCAGUUGAUCCAACUUUAUCAAAAACAACAGUUUGAGAAAUGGAUCCGUGUCUUUGUAUUUGUUUAAUCACUAACAUGCAAGAUGAUUUGCCACCCAUGUUUUGUGUAUGCUGGCAAUGACUGCAUUAGUUCAUGAUGAAAUUGUCGCAAGGCAAUUGUCUAUUGAAGGAGUAACUCCUUGUUGUUUCCCUCGGAAUGGAAGUUGUUGGUGAGAUGGAUUUUGAUUAAUGGCAAAAGGAUUGAAAUUUUUUUAUUGUACGUGAGCAUUGAAUUAAUGAUAUAUUCUAUUG
Molecule: messenger RNA, 2018 nt
Organism: Pistacia vera
Lineage: Eukaryota; Viridiplantae; Streptophyta; Magnoliopsida; Sapindales; Anacardiaceae
Product: aluminum-activated malate transporter 2-like
Exons: 6
Coding region: 310-1764 (484 amino acids)
Biological process (GO): malate transport
Cellular component (GO): plant-type vacuole membrane
Source: RefSeq, a predicted model, not a curated record